UUUUAUAUAGAUAUCAUGUGAUAAUAGGAUACAUUUAUGAUGUAAUUUAUUAUGGCACUGGUGUUUGGAGUGAGGUUUGCAAAUUAUAUCAUUGUAAAAUUGUAAAUUACAUUGUGUAUAUAUUAUGACUGCAUAGUCUUUCACAAAUUGUUAUUAGUAUAUAUUGUAAUGGUUAUAAAACCUUGAAUUUUGUUUUAAUAAUCAGUAUUAAAUUUUCUAUUAUUUUACUGCAUGUUUGAUAAUAUUCGACCAUAUUUAAUUUUCUAUUAUUUUACUGCAUGUUUAAUAAUGUUCAAUCAGUAUUAAAUUUUCUAUUAUUUUUUAAUGCAUGCUGAUGUUCAAUUAAUUUUGAUUUUUCUGUUAUUUUAUUCCAUGUUUUGGUUUGUUUUUUUUUUGUUCUAUUGUAUUGUUUAUGUUAAUGCCCUAUCAGUAUUAUUUAAAUUCUCUGUUAUUUUACUGCAUGCUAAGCUAAUUAUGUCUUUUACAUGUUUAUUUUUUAUGUUGCCGUCCUUUUUUAUUGUAAUGUUUAUCAAUGACUGUGAUAAAAAAAAAUCCAAUAAAGACGUAAAUUGACUAUUUUGUAUGGUUUGGUUUAUUUAGAAGCCGUAGAAGUGCUGACUCACUGAUUGACAUCUUUAAAAUAUACGAGUUGGAAUAUAUAUAUAUGAGAAAGAUAAUAUACAAUUAUAUAUGUGAAAUUUGUAUUUAAUAACACUCUAAUGGUGUGCACUGGAAUCUAAUUGCAGUUCUCCAAACGCCUAGAUAUAUCGUCUAGCUUCCCCGUCUAGGGAUUUCAUUGUCGCCGAUGACGAUACAUGCAUCCGUGGUGAACGUCGACAUAAAUUCUCGUCGACGGAAAUCUAUGUUGGGCGAUGAUGUACUACAUGUAUAUUGCAACAAGGAACUCUUCUUCUACUUUUACGGUAAUGAAAGUUGGACUGAUUUCGUAGGAUCUAGAUCGGCGUUGAUGAACGACGAGAAAUCGUCAUGAACUGUUAUAUAUUAUUAUCAAAAUUAUCAUCCAUUUGGUCAACUCAUAUCUUCUUCACCAUGCAAGUCUUCGAGAUAACGUUAUGUACCAUCACUAUAGCACAUCAAAUUCAUAAUUGUUGGAAUGGCUAUGGUGUUUAUUGGAUUUCUGCUCCUCCUGCCUUGCAUUUGGGGAGGAAACGAUCAAUCCGAUUUCAUUUUAAAAUCCGCUAGUUUUCCAGAUGACGAUCGCUUUGCCCCACCUAUUGGAAACGGUUACUUAGCUACCAACGUGUUUAGUGACGCCAUAUACGUUGAUGGCGUUUUCAAUGGAUACCGCGUUGACAGCCAUCGAGCCAGAAUUCCCUCUACCGCGUCUCUUCGUGUUGUAAAUGACGUUAUUUCUGAAGAAUAUAGUCUGGAUAUGUGGAAUGGUGUGUUUAUUCAUCGUGCUAACCUGUCAGAUUGUGAGGUGGAAACGAAAACAUUUGCCCACAGGUUGUUCCCAACUCUGCUGAUAGUGCUCGUGAAGCUAACCAAAACCCGACCAUAUCAUUCUUGUCUAAAUGUGAGGAUUCACCAAGCCGAAGGAAAACCAACUACAGAUUUCAAUCUGUCUAGCAUAAUGGUGAACAGUAAUUAUAACUCAGGAUACCGCUAUGGACCAAUAAGACAACCAGAGACAAAUACCAGCAUUUUGACAUCAAUCCAUCAUUUCUGGACCCUUGUUCCUGCUUCUCUUUCGUUGAACUCUUCACAGGAGUCUCAGACAUUCAAGUUUGUUACCUCCAUUCACACAAACAAGACGGAGUCGUCUCGGCGCUUCACCACCGCCCUGUCAAUCAGUUCAGAUGAACUAUACUGGUUGCAUUGUAAGACAUGGCAAGGGCUGUGGGGGAGAGGCAAAAUUAAGAUUUUUGGGGACGAUGACCUACAGAAGACAAUUAACGCAUGUUUUUAUCACAUCCUGUCGUCACUUCCUGCAAAGAAGACGAAUAGUUUCUAUGGUCUUAGUCCCGGGGGACUUUCUCGAGGAGGCAAAUUGUUUGCUAAUGUUUCUGGCGGACCGCACAACGACUACGCAGGUCACGUGUUCUGGGAUAUGGAUACGUGGAUAAUGCCACCUAUCAUGAUGUUUUUCCCAGACAUGGCAAGAACGAUGAUUGGGUCCAGGCUCCGGGUACUUCCUGUCGUUAAGAAGAGGGCACAGAAAAACGGAUAUCAAGGAGCUCAGUUUCCCUGGGAACAGGCUUUUACAGGUUAUGAAAGCUGUCCUUGGAAGCCAGCAUCAGAUUACCAAAUCCACGUGACUGCUGACGUAGCACUUUCCAUACGUCAUUACUUGGCUGUUUCCUCGAAAGAGCGAGCUACAGAGCUUCUGAACAGUGGAGGGAAAGAGUUAACACUAGAAAUAGCUCGUUUUUGGAUGAGUAGAGUAACAGAGUCUGUGACAGGAGACUAUGUAAUUACUGGUGUAAUGGGACCUGACGAAUAUCAUUUCAACAUCAACAAUUCUAUUUUCACAAACUACAACGCCAAAUUAAGUUUGGAACUGCCACAUCUCGUCAUGAAGAGGCAGUUAACGCCAGUAAAUAAGACGGAAGUGGAUGAGUUUCUGAAGGUCAGCAAUAAGAUAAGGAUUCUGUAUGAUCAACAAAAAGAUUUCCAUCCUCAGUACGAUGGCUUCUCACUGAAAGAAAAAAUUAAGCAGUCGGACGUUGUUUUGCUGGGGUUUCCUCUCCAAAUGAAUAUGUCUAAAUCAACGAGAAGGAAUGAUCUAGAAAUAUACGAAAAUGUAACAGACAAAUACGGACCAGAUACAGGCACGUGGAGCAUGCAUACGGUUGGAUGGUUAGAGCUAGACCAACCCCAGAGAGCUCACCAAAACUUCAAAAUGAUGUUCCGAAACAUCAACGGCCCCUUUAAGGUGUUCAGUGAGAAGCCGGUCGAUUCUAGCGAUGGUCCGCGAUGUGUGAAUUUCAUCACAGCAGCUGGAGGACUGCUUCAGGCUGUGGUUUUCGGUUAUGGCGGAUUACGUUUGAAAGACGACCAUCUAGAGGUCUCUGUAUCCAGUAUUCUAAGGAUAUCGACUUGGGCGAUGUAUGAUCUAAAAUAUAGAGGAUUUACGUUUGACUUGCAACUAAACGACGAUAAGUUGUCCAUUACAGUGACAGACUCUGAGAACCAGAAUAAGUCGUUGGCUGUGCUGCUUCGGGACGGAUCCUCCCAUCCUCUACAUACAGGAAAGGUGAAAUCUGUACUGGAUAAAGCAAUUAAGCUCCGGGUGGAGGAGAGUAAGACUGUUGUUGAUAAUUAUAACCACAAUAGUGUUCAAACUUUAAAGUCCAGUGGUAUCUUAUUGGCCGUAUUCAAUCUUUUAUUGAUUUUGUGAGGAAAAGAAAAAUCGUCGUGUGCUCACAUUUUUUGAUAUGUAUUCCCUCAUUAAAUGUCAAACAA
Molecule: messenger RNA, 3426 nt
Organism: Ostrea edulis (European flat oyster)
Lineage: Eukaryota; Metazoa; Mollusca; Bivalvia; Ostreida; Ostreidae
Product: protein-glucosylgalactosylhydroxylysine glucosidase-like
Exons: 12
Coding region: 1115-3361 (748 amino acids)
Biological process (GO): carbohydrate metabolic process
Molecular function (GO): acylphosphatase activity
Source: RefSeq, a predicted model, not a curated record